CUAGGAACUGCAGGCGAUGCAGAUUUCCAAACCAUAAUACAGUUCAUGUCGCGAAGCGUGUAGUAAUUCAUGUAAAGGUUGUCAAAUUCACAGCAAUCUGGUAAACAUCCACAACAGGCGCAGUUGAAAUCUAUGGGCAAAUAGUCACUAGCGCAGUACAAUUUACAGCACAAUUUCAGACUCUUUUUGAUUUCCGUAGUCAACACCUGUGAUCUGAGCAACCGACUGCCGUCCAAAUGGGUUUCAAGAAAUGCCUGGAUGCAGCCAAAAUUGUUCAUUGGUGUCAACCAACAGCAACUUGAAAGCAUAGGAAGUUAACACUUACCGUCAGAAACUUAGAAUCUAUCAACAAAAUGUCGCAGAUUUGAUGCGGAAAUAUGCCUGCAUGAGCUCCACUCUCAUACAUUUUGUUGCUGGAAAAGUAGCAGAAUUUCCAUACUACACAUGCUAUGAGAAUCAUCUAAAGCAAUCCCAUUUUAUUUGUUAGUAUGUCUGCGGAUCUGCCCCAGUGCCCUCCAACGGCCCACGUCUCGGUCGGUCUCAAGACUCCCAGAAAUGCUUUCCCGUCUCCUCCCGCGCCGCCAUCACCGCCGCCUCCUCCAAACCGUGCUCCGGGCCGGCGCCGCCCCCGAAGUUGACCUCCACCAGAGGCUGUGCUCUUCGUCUGCAGCGUCGAGUCCAAGCCUGUCGAUAUGGCGGCGGAAGAAGGAGAUGGGCAAGGAGGGCCUCAUGGCGGUGGCGCAGCUCAAGCGGCUCGCGGCGCUGCCCCCGGCGGGGGCCCACCCGCGCCUGGAGCAGUUCAUGCGUUCGCACGUGUCGCGGCUCCUCCGCACCGACCUCCUCGCCGUCCUCGCCGAGCUCCUCCGCCAGGACCAUGUCAUCCUCUCAAUGAAGAUAUAUGGUGUUGUGCGGAAAGAAAUCUGGUACCGCCCUGACAUGUACUUCUAUCGAGACAUGCUAUACAUGCUAGCGAGGAACAAGAAAAUUGAUGACACAAGGCAGGUCUGGGCGGAUCUCAAGUCUGAAGACGUGCUAUUUGAUCAGCACACUUAUGGUGACAUUGUGAGGGCCUUCUGUGACGCUGGUCUGAUUGAUCUAGCGAUGGAAAUCUACGAGGACAUGAGGAGCUCCCCCGACCCCCCUCUAUCGUUGCCAUUCCGUGUUAUCCUGAAAGGGCUGGUUCCGUACCCUGAACUAAGGGAGAAGAUAAAGCAGGAUUUUCUGGAGCUUUUCCCAGAUAUGAUUGUAUAUGAUCCCCCAGAUACCUUAUCUGAUGUAGAUGAGGAAUUCAAGUUUUGAUGAAUAUAUACGCCUUCAUCAGGAUUGAGUACUUCUGAAUUACAUUUAUAUGAUCCAUAAAUGCCGACUGAUGAUGAACUAGUGGUUUUUCCGUGUACUGUAGCCAAACCUCCAUCUUUGUUCUUUUGGUGGGCCAGAUCAGUUGUAAAUGUAGCUGUCUCGAUCUGCCCAGUAACUGGAGGUGCCACCAAUUUCCCCUGGCCUGAAUCACCCUGUUCUUUAGUUUGGUACUGCUGCCGUGUCCUGCCCUGCUCCCGAAAUUUGUGUUCCAUUGAUCCCUGUUAUAUACAAUCAUUUGUGCACUUCAAAGAGAACUGUACCUUUUCAGUC
This is a messenger RNA of Sorghum bicolor (sorghum), 1629 nucleotides long. Its product is annotated as pentatricopeptide repeat-containing protein At1g62350. Gene Ontology annotation, molecular function: protein binding. The transcript has 2 exons. Bases 556 to 1299 code for a protein of 247 amino acids. The record is from RefSeq and is a predicted model, not a curated record. NCBI's taxonomy places the organism in Eukaryota, Viridiplantae, Streptophyta, Magnoliopsida, Poales, Poaceae.